AUGAGCGUGCCGCAGUUGCCAGGUUUGACAUAUGAUCCUGUAAGGAAGAGAUAUUUCAAAGAACAAGCUGGUGAUAGAAAGAACAAAAAGGAAUCAAAGUUGCCAGAUGGUCUUAACAGGUCAGUGGCACACAAAGAGUACGUGAAAUGCGUAGAUGCACUCAUAGAAGGCCAUCCACUACCGCGUCCCGAAUGGUUCAGGUUUCAGAAUAAAACACUUCAACUGGCGACUACGUACACUUUGCCCUCAUUCAUCUCUCAGCAGGGGCCCAGUGAAAUCCAAAUGGGACGAACUGGUCACUCCAUUAUACUGAACGAUGCAAGUUUCCGUCUCUUUGAAUUAUCUAUCGAUGAGUCUGAUGAUUCCUUCAAAGUUUCAUUUAAUAGAGACUCAUCCGCCCAUGAAACGGUAACGUACUUCAAAACAUGCGACCAAUUUACCAUCAGUAUAAACCGCUUCAAUGAUUUCAAUUUCAACACAGAGAAAAUAAUGGCAGGAGGAAAGUUGAAACUACCUGAAGUUAUUGAUGUGAACUCAUUUGAAAAUGAGACAGAUACAUAUCUUCUGUUUCUAUCAUCCCGAGCGUACCAGUUGAUUCAAUAUAACGGAACUCGAUUGAAGACUUCAAAAGAGAAUAAACUUCCGAAAAAAUUCGGCGACGCAAUGAGCUGUAUCUUGCUUGGGCAGGAUGUAUUCCUCAUUGGAUUCAGAAAUGGUUCAGUAAUGAUUUUUGAUACUGGCAACAAUAAUGGAGGGGGCCCCAAGGCAUAUACAUGGUUCAAAUCGGAUGGGCCUAUAAUUUCAAUUACUCGAACAGCAAAUGAGCCCGAAUCAGAUUUACUCUUGUCAAUUGGGAAAUAUCCAUUUCAGAAACUUAUUUUGCUGAAUCAUAGAGGUAAAAUAUUGGCAGAAUUUCAAAGCAGGUACUCCAACUUAUCCAAGAACAAGGAAAUACUCUCUAUAAUAAGAAAUGAGGAAUUGCAUUGCGCCCUAUACGGGAAGCGAUUAGAAACAGAAGUCGAUAUGUUCUCUUUGAACACACCAAACUUGAAGUUUCCAGUGAAUCUCAAUUGGAAUUGGGCGGGGUAUGCAGAGAUACUUGAUAUUUUACCAUACAAUCGUGAGGAAACCGUGCUUUUCCCUUUAGAAAAAUGCUACAUCAGAAAGCGAUCCAUCGCCAACGUCAUUUUCCACAAAUACAAUACAUAUGGGCUGGAUUCUACUAGGGUUUUAAUUCUUAUCAGAGACAACCAUAACACUCUAGAAAUCAAAGAGUACGUGUUUUAA
Messenger RNA from Kluyveromyces lactis, 1287 nucleotides. RefSeq lists its product as uncharacterized. The transcript has a single exon. NCBI's taxonomy places the organism in Eukaryota, Fungi, Ascomycota, Saccharomycetes, Saccharomycetales, Saccharomycetaceae. Bases 1 to 1287 code for a protein of 428 amino acids. The record is from RefSeq and is a predicted model, not a curated record.